Pygocentrus nattereri (red-bellied piranha) is the source of this 4976-nucleotide messenger RNA. It is a transcript of the gene traf4a, whose product is annotated as tnf receptor-associated factor 4a. The record is from RefSeq and is a predicted model, not a curated record. Lineage: Eukaryota; Metazoa; Chordata; Actinopteri; Characiformes; Serrasalmidae. The transcript has 7 exons. Bases 404 to 1816 code for a protein of 470 amino acids. Gene Ontology annotation, molecular function: zinc ion binding; protein binding. Gene Ontology annotation, biological process: signal transduction; positive regulation of JNK cascade; regulation of apoptotic process.
GAUGGGCUCUCGAGCUUUGUCUACUGGCUGUCAGUGUCGAGGAGAAGCCGCACUGGGGUUGCGUUUCCUCCAGCUCGCCUCUUCCACCUUUGUCGACCACCCAGGGCCGUUCUUCCCCCGGCGGAGAGCGCUGCCACCGCGGCGGACGGAGGACUCGCGGGGCCGCCGCUGCUCUCCUUCAGGCAGGCGCGAGUCUCGUUGCUACAGCGACGGCAGUGGCAGAGGAGCGACGGCGUUCUGGGGAGGAGAGGAGAAAUAAGGCGGACGCUUGUUUGGACUUGAGCCGCUGUGGAAGAGACGGUCGUCUCCUUUUUCCUGCAGACGGCGGCACUGCCGAGGACCGAGAGACAGCCUUCUGCGACCAGCCUGAGCCUUUGUCUCAGAGGCGGCGGCAGCAGCAGCGAUGCCGGGGUACGACUAUAAGUUCCUGGAGAAACCCAAGAGACGCUUUCAGUGUCCGCUGUGCAGCAAGGCGAUGAGGGAGCCCGUCCAAGUUUCCACAUGUGGGCACAGGUUCUGUGACACGUGUCUACAAGAAUUCCUCAGUGAGGGGGUCUUCAAAUGUCCCGAGGAUCAGCUCCCACUGGACUACGCUAAGAUCUAUCCUGAUCCGGAGCUAGAGCAGCAGAUCCUGGCUCUGCCCAUCCGCUGCAUCCACAGUGAGGAGGGCUGCCGCUGGACCGGUCAGAUGAAGCAGCUGCAGGGUCAUUUCUCCACCUGCGCCUUCAACGUGAUCCCCUGCCCCAACCGCUGUGCCGUCAAGCUGACGCGCCGUGACCUGCCCGAGCACCUGCAGCACGACUGCCCCAAGCGCAAGGUCAAGUGUGAGUUCUGCGGCAGCGAGUUCACGGGGGAGGCCUUCGAGAAUCACCAGGGCAUCUGUCCUCAGGAGAGUGUGUACUGUGAGAACAAAUGCGGGGCGAGGAUGAUGAGGAGGCUCCUGGCCCAGCACACCAUGGCCGAGUGUCCGAAACGCACGCAGCCCUGCAAGUACUGCGGCAAAGAGUUCGUCUACGACACCAUCCAGAAUCAUCAGUACCACUGCCCUCGCUUCCCCGUUCAGUGCCCUAACCAGUGUGGGACCCCCAACAUCGCCCGAGAAGACUUAGCCACCCACGUGAAGGAAAGCUGCGGCAGUGCGUUGGUGCUGUGCCCUUUUAAGGACGCCGGCUGCAAACACAGAUGUCCAAAGCUGGCAAUUGGUCGUCACCUAGAAGAGACCACCAAAUCUCACCUGACAAUGAUGUGCAGCCUGGUGGGGCGUCAGCGGCAAGAGAUCAUGGAGCUGCGGCGGGAGAUGGAGGAGCUGUCGGUGAGCCACGACGGCGUGCUCAUAUGGAAGCUAAGCGACUACUCGCGCAAGCUGCAGGAAGCCAAGCUGCACAACAACCACGAGUUGUUCAGCCCACCCUUCUACACGCACCGCUACGGCUACAAGCUGCAGGUAUCCGCUUUCCUCAACGGCAACGGCAGUGGCGAGGGCUCACACCUGUCCAUCUACAUCCGAGUGCUGCCCGGCGAGUACGACAACCUGCUGGAGUGGCCCUUCGCCUACAAGGUGACCUUCUCCAUCCUGGACCAGAGCGACCCAUCACUGUCCAAGCCGCAGCACAUCACCGAGACGUUCAACCCUGACCCCAACUGGAAGAACUUCCAGAAGCCCAGCAGCAGCCGCAACUCGCUGGACGAGAGCACGCUGGGCUUCGGUUACCCCAAAUUCAUCUCGCACGAGGAGAUCCGCACGAGGAACUACAUCCGCGACAACGCCAUCUUCCUCAAGGCUUCCAUAGAGAUCCCUCAGAAGAUCAUGGCCUGAAGAGACAGCAGAAAGCACUGUUGGAAGGUUAUGCAGUUGACUUCAUGGGAAGACUCUUCUCAUUUCUUACAUGAUGCUUGUUUUCCAUUCCGAAAAUUCAAGCAAAGGACUCGGAGGUUGCCGGUCAGGUGGAGGUGGAAACGUCAACACGUCGAAACGUCAACGCGUAGGAAAGCGUUCUGGUCCGUGAAACCAUUGCACGCGCUCAUUUCAGAUUCAUGUUUUCACAACUUUCUCAGUUUGCAGCAAAAGCCUUUGGACAUUCAAUAGUGCCUAGAAAGUUUUAUUUAAAUUUAAAGUCGUUCUUAAAUAAAUGUGAUUUAUGAUAACUCUGUGACACUAACUAAACAGAAGUGUUUAAAGGGGGUGCGGAAGGUUACCCAAAGCCUUUGCACGUUGAGAAUGUUUGAACUGUGUUAGGAAACAAGGCAACAGCACUCUAGAUACACCCUGGCAGACAAAACUUGUGUGGUCUGUCCUAGGAAUUCAGCGUACACACUCAAACCCAUUUGCCUUUUGUUUACACGCACUCUCCGCCGGCAAUGGCCCUCGAGCAGAAACUCAGCGACGGGGUCAGUGGGAUCCAGUUUUCCUAUUUAACUAGUUUUAAGUAAACUAAUAGCAGCUGUGAAGUAAAGACGUCUCACUCAGUCACCUUCUGUCACCCAAGGCCCUUUCAGUCUCGGCUUUUAGUUUAAUAGGGCGUCAAAGAACGCGACGCUCACUUACGCUGGUUUUCACAACACCUUGUCAAAAGCUCGGGAGAGAUCUCUUGGUUGCAUUCUUGAGCAGGACGGGCCAGUGUGCUAAUGUGUUGUCUCAGGCUCCUCAGAACGGUGGAGACCAGCGCUCAGUGCGCUGCAAGUCAACUCCUGCACUCAAGCGUGAAGAGAAAGAUGUGAUGUAAGAACUUGUUUACAGGCACUCAGUAGGUGCUGGUGUGGAAAUUGUUGGGGAUGUCCCGACCAAGGAAUGUUUUAAUCAACUGAUAUCCUGAUCCUUGCAUAAGACCAUUUCACCCCAUCGUGCUAUAUUUGUAGACUGUUGUAGAGGUGGCACUAUGAGUGCGUUUACAUGCGCUCAGCAGUCCGAUCAUCAUCUGAUUUCUGCAGUCAUCUGAUUAUUCAGAUGGUCAUGUAAACAGCAUACUCCGACAUCUUAGAUCAGAGUAAGGUCUGGAAUACGAUUAGGAAAUCUGGUAAAGAGCUGGAUUUUAGCUCAGUAAUCAGAUGUACAUUUCUCAGUCUGUGAGAAUGUGGGAAACAGACCAUGAUACCAGAACUAAGCAAGCAGCAAUGCAACAAAACCCUUACUGAGUUACUGAGUUGCUGGGCGAAGCUGAAACCAACUACAUGCUUCCAUGCUAUCCAAUGAAAAACAUCUAUGUCCAUUUUUUUGGUGAGUUUUACUUUUCCGCACCGUUUGUCCUUUACGUUGUCUGAAAAAUUCAUGAUUGGACCAAUAGAAAUGGCUAAUAGGCUAAGAAUGAAAACUAUACAUGAUCUUACGCUGAAGGUAAAGAACGUUUUUGCCCUCUCCUGUAAAGUUAUUGUUUUGGAGAUACUUGUUUUUCAUUGGACAGCGAUAAUAUUGUUCAUCUUCUGGAUGAUGCAUGUUCAUAGUUUCAGGUAAAGUCUCGCAAUGUUUAAAAAAAAAAAGCCACGGCAUGAAGUUUGAGUUCUUCUGUUCUUCUGAGUUUAUUGGCUCAUUGGAAAGCAGAAAUCCAAUUACUGCCUGACUCUUAUAGACCCGGCGUUUCCCCAUUAUCUGAGUACUCGAUCUGAACACACUCACUGGAUUCCUGACCAAACCUUCUGAUGUCUUCGGAUUAUUAAGUGCAUAUAAAUGCCCUCAGUUUGUGGCAACAUAUCGUGUUUUCAAACUCUAACCGUUCAUCUGCAUCUAUUCUAAAAUAGAACGUGAAAAUAGUCCAAAAGCCGUUUGUAAUAUUGGCAAUACUUAGCGAUACUAGAUACAUGUUCUAAGCCAAGAUAAUGAUGCCACAAAGUGGUUGUUUUAAAGACGUAGUCAAAAAGAUUUACACUGUCAGUUCAGAGUGUUAUACUAUGCAAAUGCUAUCGAUGAACUGAUUUUACUGCAGCAUUUCCAAGUGACUAGCAGCCCAGCAUGUCUGGUCUAAAACGCAUUGGUUCCGACUUAUGAUAACAGACGUCUGCUGGAAGUGUGCAGGCUGUGGCUCUGUUAGAUACAAGAAUACAACAGGAUUCUGUGUCAGAUACUAAUAUAAAAUGACUCAGGUUGGAAUUGCAGUGGAGAAACUUGAUCGAGACAUCCCUAAUAACUGUUCCUAACACCAGGCACCUGGUUUGUAUACUCACGAACAUAGACCACAAGUUUGUACUGUAAUCUGUUCUCUUGAAACCUCCUGUCCACUGAGGGCAUUUUAGUAAACAUCCCAUGGAACCAAGAUUCUCUUGCAUGGGAACGAAGCUGAAGUGGGUGCAGAUGUGUCCUAAUCUGCAGGUGUCAACGAAUGGGACCUCCAGACUUUUUAGUCCGUAUUCUCUUCGUCUUACUCUGCCGGUCACUCUCAGCUGAGGGCGAGGACGGGGCGUGUUGGUGCCUCAGGUGGAAGAGCGUUUCGUGGCUGUGUCUGAGGAGAAUUCUUCCACGUACCUGAGGAAGACGAGCUUUGUGCAAUACGGCUGUCUAUUCUCCCGACGGACCGGCGGAGGACUUUGUGGACACGUGUGAUUACUAAUAGACGUGCGGAAGCACAUUCUCAUCAUCUUACUUUUAAUGAAAAGUCCUGAUUUAAUCGCGCUAUAAUACCAGCUAAUAUUUUCUCAAUAACUUUAAGAAAAUGUGUGAUUUUCUUUUUCAAGAUUCUGUAUUUUACAAAUGUUCUUCAGAAUGUUUUAUACAACACUUUUUUCGGGGUGACAAGUGGGGAGCUGAGGAGCUGUCCUUGGACUUUUUUGGACAUUUUCUCGUUUCAGUCCCUCUGGAGUUUGCUCCGUUGUUUCGUUGGUCUGGUUUGGAUUUUUUGCAUAUUCUGUCUGUACUAUAUGCUCUUGAGAAGUAUUUAUUUUAAGCCAUCGCAUAGGCUCGACACACACGAUGGUGCAAAUGUUUUUAUAUGUUGAUUGAUGAUCGCUUGUCAUUUUGCCCCUUGAAAUAAAAUGUCCAUAGUAGUCGU